UUGGAUGGCAGAAAGAGUGAAGUCAAUCCAGAAUUCCAUAAACAAUUCGAGCUUUUCAGAGCUUUCAUACAUACCAAACUGUCACCCAAAAAGGCCAUCAAAAAAGGAGAGUUUGUGACUGGUGAAGGACUAGCAGCACUAGUCCAGCUUUAUGUAGACGCUCUCAACACUCCGGACGCUGUACCCAACGUAGAAGAGUCCUGGGAUAAAUUUGCCAAUACCAAAUGUGGUGCAGUAUUGGAAGAUGCUUUGAGGACAUACCAACAGGAAAUGACGUCAUUCGUGGAGAAUAUGAUGCCUUGCGAAGCCGAUGAGCUAAGAUCUGCGCAUGAAGAAACCAUGGAAAAAUGUCUCGAAACGUUUAAAAAAGAGACACGUUUCUUCUCUAUUGAUAGUGUGGCGCCCCAUUUGCAGGAAUUGACAGGGAAGACAGAUAUCCUAUUGCUUAAAUGGCUUCAAACAAACAAACAAAGAACUGAAGAGAGCUGCAAAGCAUUAAUCAAAGAGCUUGAGAAAACAAUAUUGGAUCCAGUUCUUAGUCGCCUUGUAGGCCCUGAUGGAUCUCAGAUGGAUUUUAAUGAACUCGUAGAGGCAUACAAACUAAUUGAGCAGAGAUACAAAGAUGAAGGGCGUGGUGAUCUGGAAACUAAAGCACUUGCUUUUGUGGAUAUGAAUUCAAGGCUAAAUGACGAAAUGACUAGAAACUGGGACAUCCUGAAAAAGCUGAAAAACUACGAUGCUUUGCUAGCAAAGGAAAAAACACAAAAA
This is a messenger RNA of Exaiptasia diaphana, 768 nucleotides long. RefSeq lists its product as uncharacterized. The transcript has 4 exons. Gene Ontology annotation, molecular function: GTP binding; GTPase activity. The annotation marks the transcript as partial. The record is from RefSeq and is a predicted model, not a curated record. Lineage: Eukaryota; Metazoa; Cnidaria; Anthozoa; Actiniaria; Aiptasiidae.